GGAGCCUCCAAAAAUACUGCCUGUAGCCAUGAGUGUACCAGCGCCAGUACGGCGCUUGGCCUCCAGAUGCACAUUCCAGGCUCAUCUGCCCGUGCGGACGCUCCAACACCAACAGCGUCGGACAGCUGUGGGCGACUUCUUCAAACGCGGCAAGGAGACCAAGGACGAGACACUGGACUCAGAUAACCCCAUCUUGGACGAAUAUCGACGACAGAAUCCCGAAAAGCCCGACCAGAAUGCCCAGGAGCCACAGCUAGCCCCGCCCGCACCAGGAGACAUCGCUCCGUCGUCCAUUUUCGAAGACGAGCGCCGGAUAGCAGCCCAGCGAGAUCGCGAUGGCGGUGAUGGGGAUGGUAGCAGAGCGGGCCUCCGUCCGCGCAAUGCAGCCACGAUCGCCCGAAUCACACAACCCGAUCCCAAUGCACGUGAGAGAUGGGAGCGGAAAAAAGUCAUACAGAUGAUCAAGAACGGUGGCAGACUAUCCAAGGCGCAAUUCCUCAAGAGAACAGAGCGCGAGCACUUGGUCAAAAGCCACAACAUGAAAACCUCGGUCAAGAAGCUGGGCAUGAUUGCGAGACAGAUCUCAGGCAAGACGAUUGACGAUGCCAUCACGCAGAUGCGGUUCAGCGGGAAGAAAGUAGCGCAGGAAGUUAUGCUGCAGCUGGAGCAGGCUCGAGAUGAAGCUAUCGUGAUGCGCGGCAUGGGCUUGGGUAAAGUUGGCAAAUCGAAUGAUGAGGCAGAGGAACUGGAUCUUUCGAUAGACCCCCUCGACGACACAUCGACUGCAAAUUCUACGAACAAUCUGCACGCGCCCAAGAAAAUUGUGAUCCAGCUCAAGGACGGCAAACGCCAUAAAAUCGAGGAUCGCAGCAACAUCUACAUCGAGCAAGCAUGGGUGGGACGAGGUCCCUAUGGUAAACUGCCAGACUACCGAGCCCGAGGCCGCAUCUUCAUCAUGCGUACGCCAUGGACGAGCUUGACUGUGAUAUUGAAGGAAGAGGCAACGAGAAUACGAGAACACGCCGAGCGCGAAGCGAAGAGGAAGAAGAAGAUUACCGAGCAGGUCUGGGUGCCGCUGCCCGAUAGACCUCUUACAACCAACAGGCAAUGGUAUAGCUGGUAGAGAGAUAGAGAGAGAGAGACUACACGAGAUAUCGGCUGGGUCAGCAAAAUUAUACAAAAAUCAAACAUGUACCAUUACUUCAAUAAGGUACAUGUACCUACAGUGAGUGGCUUUCAGGUGGGCGGGCGUGCGUG
Sphaerulina musiva SO2202 is the source of this 1257-nucleotide messenger RNA. Its product is annotated as ribosomal protein L22. Bases 29 to 1123 code for a protein of 364 amino acids. The record is from RefSeq and is a predicted model, not a curated record. Gene Ontology annotation, cellular component: ribosome; mitochondrial large ribosomal subunit. The transcript has 2 exons. Gene Ontology annotation, molecular function: structural constituent of ribosome. Lineage: Eukaryota; Fungi; Ascomycota; Dothideomycetes; Mycosphaerellales; Mycosphaerellaceae. Gene Ontology annotation, biological process: translation; ribosome assembly.